This is a messenger RNA of Pyricularia pennisetigena, 2961 nucleotides long. RefSeq lists its product as uncharacterized. Gene Ontology annotation, cellular component: endoplasmic reticulum-Golgi intermediate compartment; Golgi apparatus; endoplasmic reticulum. The record is from RefSeq and is a predicted model, not a curated record. Lineage: Eukaryota; Fungi; Ascomycota; Sordariomycetes; Magnaporthales; Pyriculariaceae. The transcript is spliced from 5 exons. The coding region runs from base 1 to 2961 and encodes 986 amino acids. Gene Ontology annotation, molecular function: cysteine-type peptidase activity; monosaccharide binding; glucosamine 6-phosphate N-acetyltransferase activity. Gene Ontology annotation, biological process: UDP-N-acetylglucosamine biosynthetic process; proteolysis.
AUGCCCAAGUCUAUGAGAAUGCUUAUAAUGACGCAUGUGAGAUCCGACUACAACAGCGGCUACCUCGAGACCCUCGGCUUUCUCACCGAAGUCGGUGAGGUCUCCCGCGGACAGCUUGAAGAGUGUUUUGAUCAAAUGGCACAGCGGAAGGACACAUACUACAAUGUCGUGAUUGAAGACACCACGACCAAAAAGGUCGUUGCUACGGGGACCGUGGUUGUCGAACUUAAGUUCAUUCACGGCAUCAGCAAGGCCGCCCAUCUUGAAGACGUUGUGGUAGCCGAGGAAUACCAGAAGAUGGGCCUUGGCUUGCAUAUUCACAGGGCUAGAGACUUCAUCGUGAUGAAGACCGGCUGCUACAAAGGAGUGCUGGACUGCUGUGACUACAACGUCGGCUUUCAUAAGAAGGCCGGCUACGAGGAGUGUGCUCUUAACAAGAUGGAGCACAACGUCGACGAGCACCAGUUGGAUGACCCUGCGAUUGCCGACAGCCUAUUCAAUACGCAGGCUGUUAAGCGGUUCCAAGAUCUUAUCAUUGCCUGGAGAAAAUAUAACGAUGGCCGGCCUAACUUCAAGGUCGAUGGAGAAAAGUCUCUCGAUACAGUUGCAGAAACCUUCAAACUUGGUCUGAAACUCGACCAAGCCUCAGCGAUUCGAGUCCUACUUUCCUAUUUAAGCUUCAUACAGGCCGACGAACAGCUCACCAAUCUAACGCCAAGCAGGCGGAAGACCCGACCUGAACCUUUGCUUCGGCAGGCCUACGCAGCUCUCAAAUUGAGGCCGGAUGAACUCAAAUUUUCCUCUUUUCAAAGUCGCCUAUCUAGAGCCCGUUCACUUAACAGCCUCAAGGGUCUCAUUGCCUUUCUCCCAUUUACCGAACGUGGCAAAGUCGGUGUUCGGCGUUUCGAAAGUUCAAAUCCUUCGCUUCAGUCUUAUAUUGAAGCCCACACUCAUUACCAGGAACUUUUGCAAGCGGGAAACGAAUUUAUCGACUCGAUUCUAUUAAAUGUUGAACUUCCUAAAAGAAUUUGGGAAGACCACUCUUUCGGACAGGAUUUACCCUUAGAGAAUCAAAUCCGACUACUCAGAGUCAAGGCUCCAGAUCUGCCCUCUGAAUAUGAGCUGGACGAGCAUGGACACAUCGUCACCGUCCAGCCCAUCAUCCCGCCCACGCCACCACCAGGACCAACUCCGCCUUUGGCCACAGAUGGCCAUGCCAGCACCGGUAACUGUGCAAAUGGUGGGUCAUCCCGCCAACAAUCCAGGUCGACCCCAGACGAGCCGAAGCGCAAAACUCCAUUACCCUCUUCUCCACCUUCGGUUACAGCAUCAAGCGGCCAUGUCGGCACUGGCGCCUACACGACCGGAUCGACGGCAUCACAACAUUCGCUGUCCCCUCCUCUUCUCCCGUCGCCGCCGCCGUCUGAAUUUCGGCCAUCCAAAAGAGGAGCCCAAUUGAUCCCUAAGUCAGCUUUCGGAUACCGGCAGACAGAUACCAAUGCUCUCAAAUCGACAUCCGCAAACCCCCACUCGAAUGGCAGAAAUCCGUUACACUCCGCCGGACGAACCUCGGCAGCUUCCUCUGGCGGAGACGCCACCAUCGAACAGAUAUCACCAUCGAAAGCCCCCUCUCGCGAUGGCGUGGCCGGAACGAAUACCGGUGUCUCGACUGCCGACUCCAGCUUCAGCCAGAAGCGACCGUCCAGCCUAGGCUCGUCGGCGAAGAAGCAGAAACUAAGUCAUUCAGAAACAUCAAUCUCCGUGGUAAAGAUAUCCCCCUGGCUAAAUGAUGCACUAUCACCGUCGUCCAUGGCCCGACUUAAACCAGGUCAACAGCUUAACGAUGCCAUAGUCAACGCAUAUAUGCUCAUUUUAGCCCAGCGACAUGGGACUUGUUUUGUUAACAGUCACUUCCUCAAUCGCCACUUGACGUCCGUAUGGAAGGCCGAACAUGGGGAUCCCUUGGACACUGACCUGGCCUUGAUGCCUGUCGAAGAGAAUUACCACUGGUACCUUCUGGCCAUGUACAAGCGACCUCCUAGCACUAAAGCCUCUGCUCAAGACGAUCGGGUUAUCUGUUUUCUCGACUCUUUGCCAUCCUCACGGUCGUAUGACUCUGCUUUCACCCAAUGGGAAAAGCAUCUCAAGUCUCUCGGGAACUGUGGAUAUAUACAUAGAAAAUCGGUCAAAGUCCCUCGGCAAGAUAACAGGGUUGACUGCGGAGUCUUCAACCUUGCGUUCGCCCAAAAGAUCCUCGAGAAUCCUCAGCAGUUCGCUGAUGCUGUUGAAAAAGGGACAGCCCUGGACUGGGAGAUCAACGCCGACAUAUUUCGCGAGUCCAUACGAGCUACCCUCAUAUCAGCAAACAACGGCUCCACGCCUCUUGUUCCUCCAACCGAGACUGUGGAAGGCGACGAUCUGUUUAUGGACAGCGUGGAGGUAGGCUCCGCCUGCCUUGCCACUAAUCCUCUUGUGUGGAGGCCAGCCACGAUCGCGCCCUCUGCCACGGACAGAGACGCCGUAGCAAACUAUAUGACAGUUGAUGAUGAGACCUUACAGGACUACAUCGAGCUCACUGAGGCGGCCAGCAACGAGACAGACCCGGGGAACCGAACUAUCACCGCACCGGCGGUCGGCAGGCCCACUGCUCUUAGUAAUGCCACAAACAGGGUCGUGGAAGGCGAGGAUGACAUCAUGCUUGACGCUGGACGCGACGUCGGGAAUCCGGGUGCGGCUUCGGUCUGCCACGACCCAGACCUUCAUUUGACCGAUAACACUCCAGGUAAUGAUGGCGUGUUCGAGGCCGCGCAUGACGAUAUCCGUGAUAAUGAGACGACACCGAUAGACACGCCUGGUUCUGCACUAUCUCGAACAAGAGCUUUCGCGCAGGAGCUUGACAUUGUAUUAACAAAGGACGAUGAAGGUAUAGGGAUGAUUGAAGAGGCAAAGGUGGAAGAUUGA